Messenger RNA from Carassius auratus (goldfish), 436 nucleotides. RefSeq names its product histone H3.v1-like. Lineage: Eukaryota; Metazoa; Chordata; Actinopteri; Cypriniformes; Cyprinidae. The transcript is spliced from 3 exons. The record is from RefSeq and is a predicted model, not a curated record. Bases 74 to 436 code for a protein of 120 amino acids.
ACAGAAAACCAAUGAAGGUUAGCAAUAGUCCCAUCAUCCUCUAAGAAGAGAAACUGCUCAUCUGUGACACACUAUGGCAAAGACCGAGUUGGUUGAAGUGGAGAUUGAUGACAUGAGUGAUCCACAAACAUCCCGAAACAAUUAUGAUGAAGAAACUGAGGAAGAAACAGAUCGGAUGGAAGUGAAAGAGCAAAGACAAGAACUAAGCGAGGAGGAGGAGGAGGAGGAGGAGGAACAUCGCAACUUCAAAACUCGAAAAAGAAAAUCCAACAAGCAGCAGCACAUUUGCUCACAUUGUGGAAAGAGUUUCAAAUAUAAAUCAGGUCUCAAGAAUCAUCUGUGUGCCACUCUGCAGAAAAGCCGUUUAACUGUGAUCAGUGUGAGCCAUUCAUCUGUGAUCAGUGUGGCAAAGAGUUUCAUGCAUCCUCAAAUCUGA